This is a messenger RNA of Cyprinus carpio (common carp), 1944 nucleotides long. Its product is annotated as glutaryl-CoA dehydrogenase, mitochondrial-like. NCBI's taxonomy places the organism in Eukaryota, Metazoa, Chordata, Actinopteri, Cypriniformes, Cyprinidae. Gene Ontology annotation, biological process: fatty-acyl-CoA biosynthetic process; fatty acid beta-oxidation using acyl-CoA dehydrogenase. Gene Ontology annotation, cellular component: mitochondrial inner membrane. The record is from RefSeq and is a predicted model, not a curated record. Gene Ontology annotation, molecular function: glutaryl-CoA dehydrogenase activity; fatty-acyl-CoA binding; flavin adenine dinucleotide binding.
UGUGGCAGUUACACAAGGCAUUAUGAAACAUACCUCACAAAAGAUGGAGGAUUCGAGCUUCCAAUAUGUGCAUGUGACACGUUCACCAGCUCUGCUCUGAAUAUAAAUAGUAUUACAGUAGACAGGGAAAUCAUCUGAUCGAAGGCGCUGGAGGUUUGAAUACAAUGGCAUUGAGAAGAGCUUUAUCACGCCUGCUGGUGAACUCACAGAGAUGUUCUCUGAUCUCUGUGUCAAGAGCCCAGGGCACUUCAGCCCCUGCUGCAUACGAGACAGAGGAGCAAGCGAAAAAAGCAGCGAAAACCCCUAAGGUGCAGUUUAACUGGCGUGAUGCGUUGGAUCUGGAAGGACUGCUCACAGAGGAGGAGAUCAUGAUCAGAGACAGUUUCCGCACAUACUGCCAGGAGAAGCUCAUGCCCCGUAUCCUCAUGGCCAACAGGAAUGAACAUUUCCAUCGAGAGAUUUUAAACGAGAUGGGAGAGCUUGGUGUCCUUGGGCCUACGAUUCAAGGAUAUGGCUGUGCGGGCACCAGUUACGUGGCGUACGGUCUGAUCGCCAGGGAGGUGGAGAGAGUGGACAGUGGCUACCGUUCAGUUAUGAGUGUCCAGUCCUCACUAGUCAUGCACCCUAUCAACGCAUAUGGAACAGAAGCACAGAAACAGAAAUACCUGCCUAAGCUGGCUCGUGGAGAGAUUCUGGGCUGUUUUGGACUUACAGAACCAAACCAUGGCAGUGACCCUGGUGGCAUGGAGACCAAAGCCAAAUACAACCCCUCCAGCAGGACAUAUACCAUCAGUGGGGCAAAAACAUGGAUCACCAACUCCCCAUACGCUGAUAUCUGUGUGGUGUGGGCCAAAUGUGAGGAUGGCAGAGUGAGAGGGUUUGUCCUGGAGAGAGGAAUGAAUGGCCUGAGCACCCCAAAGAUAGAGGGCAAGUUCUCCCUCAGGGCCUCAGCCACCGGGAUGAUCCUAAUGGACGAGGUUGAAGUGCCAGAGGAAAACCUGCUGCCCCAUGUGUCUGGUCUUGCUGGUCCCUUUGGCUGCCUGAAUAACGCCCGUUACGGCAUCGCGUGGGGCGCUCUGGGUGCUGCAGAAUUUUGUUUCCACGCUGCCCGCCAGUACACUCUGGACAGAAUCCAGUUCGGGGUCCCUCUGGCCAGAAACCAGCUGAUACAGAAGAAGAUGGCAGACAUGCUGACAGAGAUUACAAUCGGCCUGCAGUCCUGUUUACAGCUGGGCAGACUCAUCGACCAAAAGAAAUACAAUCCAGAGAUGAUCUCCAUGCUGAAACGAAACUCGUGUGGGAAAGCCCUGGACAUCGCCCGGCAGGCCAGAGACAUGCUGGGAGGAAACGGCAUAGCAGACGAAUACCACAUCAUACGCCAUGUCUUGAACCUAGAGGCCGUCAACACAUAUGAAGGCACUCAUGACAUCCAUGCUUUGAUCUUGGGCAGAGCCAUCACUGGACUCCAGUCUUUUACUGUUGGAAAAUAAACCCAUAUUUCUCACUGAACGAGGUUGUAAUGGGAAAUAUUUACUUGACAUCCAUCCAUAAGUGCCUCUGUGUGGUCUCAAAUCUUUCGGUUUGUAAAUGGGUCUUAAAUCUGUACGGACAAAUCUUCGACGGGAUCUUCUCUCUGGGGUACUGGAUCGACAUGAAUUAAAAUGUCACGCUACAAAGACAGUUGCAUUAUGAAACAGUGAAUGAUCUUGUGGUAAAGUUAAUUAUUGAAAGUCAUUGAUCCACAUUAUUCAUUGGUACAAUGAUCAUAAGAACUUAAUAAUGAAAGACAAUUCAUAGUGGUUUCAAAAUACUGUUGAAAACAGGUUUUUAGUCAAGGGUGCCAGACAUCCUGCUCGCACUUUAGACUCGCUGAUCAUUGUCGAUCUCUUCUCUUGUAAAUUGUGUUGUAUUUAUUGAGUCCUGAAAAUAAAUGAAAUAUCAGUA